Manis javanica (Malayan pangolin) is the source of this 5199-nucleotide messenger RNA. RefSeq names its product phospholipase C beta 3 (gene PLCB3). Lineage: Eukaryota; Metazoa; Chordata; Mammalia; Pholidota; Manidae. The record is from RefSeq and is a predicted model, not a curated record. Gene Ontology annotation, biological process: G protein-coupled receptor signaling pathway; phosphatidylinositol-mediated signaling; release of sequestered calcium ion into cytosol. Gene Ontology annotation, cellular component: cytoplasm. Gene Ontology annotation, molecular function: calmodulin binding; calcium ion binding; phosphatidylinositol-4,5-bisphosphate phospholipase C activity.
GCCGAUUCUCUGGCCCGUCCGGGACAGACUGGCUGGCCGGCGGGCGCUGACGCCGCGGGGUUGGAGCGGGCCUCGCGGGAGCGCGCGGAGGGAGCAGCGGCGCCGUCGGUCCCCGUCGGGGCUCCCUGGGUCCCCGACCCGCCCCCAGCCCGGCCAUGGCAGGCGCCAGGCCCGGCGUCCACACGCUGCAGCUGGAGCCGCCCACUGUGGUAGAGACCCUACGGCGCGGGAGUAAGUUCAUCAAAUGGGACGAGGAGGCCUCCAGUCGGAACCUGGUGACCCUGCGUGUGGACUCCAAUGGCUUCUUUCUGUACUGGACGGGACCCAACAUGGAGGUAGAUACACUGGACAUCAGCUCCAUCAGGGACACGCGGACGGGCCGUCACGCCCGCCUGCCCAAGGACCCCAAGAUCCGGGAGGUGCUGGGCUUUGGGGGUCCUGACACUCGGCUGGAGGAGAAGCUGAUGACAGUGGUAGCUGGGCCAGACCCAGUGAACACAACAUUCUUAAACUUCAUGGCUGUGCAGGAUGACACAGCCCAGGUCUGGUCUGAGGAGCUGUUCAAGCUGGCUAUGAACAUCCUGGCUCAGAAUGCCUCCCGGAACACCUUCCUGCGCAAAGCAUACACGAAGCUGAAGCUGCAGGUGAACCAGGAUGGACGGAUCCCAGUCAAGAACAUCCUGAAGAUGUUCUCCGCAGACAAGAAGCGGGUGGAGACCGCGCUGGAGUCCUGUGGCCUCAAUUUCAAUCGGAGCGAGUCCAUCCGGCCUGACGAGUUUUCCCUGGAAAUCUUUGAGCGGUUCCUGAACAAGUUGUGUCUGCGGCCGGACAUUGACAAGAUCCUACUGGAGAUAGGUGCCAAGGGCAAGCCGUACCUGACGCUGGAGCAGCUCAUGGACUUCAUUAACCAGAAGCAACGGGACCCAAGGCUCAACGAAGUGCUGUACCCACCCCUGCGGCCCUCCCAGGCCCGGCUGCUCAUCGAGAAGUAUGAACCCAACAAGCAGUUCCUGGAGCGAGACCAGAUGUCUAUGGAGGGCUUCAGCCGCUACCUGGCAGGUGAGGAGAAUGGCAUCCUGCCCCUAGAGGCCCUGGAUCUGAGUGCGGACAUGACCCAGCCGCUGAGCGCUUACUUCAUCAACUCCUCACACAAUACCUAUCUCACCGCGGGGCAGCUGGCGGGGGCCUCGUCGGUGGAGAUGUACCGGCAGGUGCUGCUGUGGGGCUGCCGCUGCGUGGAGCUGGACGUGUGGAAGGGGCGGCCGCCCGAGGAGGAGCCCUUCAUCACCCACGGCUUCACCAUGACCACUGAGGUGCCGCUGCGAGACGUGCUAGAGGCCAUUGCAGAGACUGCCUUCAAGACCUCACCCUACCCCGUCAUCCUCUCCUUCGAGAACCAUGUGGACUCGGCAAAGCAGCAGGCCAAGAUGGCGGAGUACUGCCGCUCCAUCUUCGGGGAUGCGCUGCUCAUCGACCCACUGGACAAGUAUCCGCUGGCCCCGGGCAUCCCCCUGCCCAGCCCCCAGGACCUGAUGGGCCGCAUCCUGGUGAAGAACAAGAAGCGGCACCAGCCUAGCACCAUCGUCCCCGACAGCUCUGUGCGCAAGCGGCCCCUGGAGCAGAGCAACUCAGCCGUGAGCGAAAGCUCCGCUGCCACUGAGCCCUCCUCACCUCAGCUCGGGUCCCCCAGCUCUGACAGCUGCCCAGGCCUGAGCAAUGGGGAGGAGGCAGGCCUUGAGAAGCCCAGCCUGGAGCCCCAGAAGUCGCUGGGCGAGGAGGGGCUGCAGCGGGCCUCCGAUGCUCUUGCACCUGCCGACCGUGAGGAUGAGGAGGAAGAUGAAGAAGAGGAGGAACAGACAGACCCCAAAAAGCCAACCACUGAUGAGGGCACCGCCAGCAGUGAGGUCAAUGCCACUGAGGAAAUGUCAACACUUGUCAACUACAUUGAACCUGUCAAGUUCAAGUCCUUUGAGGCUGCUCGAAAGAGGAACAAGUGGUUCGAGAUGUCAUCUUUUGUGGAGACCAAGGCCAUGGAGCAACUGACCAAGAGCCCCAUGGAGUUUGUAGAAUACAACAAGCAGCAGCUUAGCCGCAUUUACCCCAAGGGGACCCGCGUGGACUCAUCCAAUUACAUGCCCCAGCUCUUCUGGAACGUGGGCUGCCAGCUUGUCGCACUCAACUUCCAGACCCUGGAUGUGGCGAUGCAGCUCAAUGCAGGUGUGUUUGAGUACAAUGGGCGCAGCGGCUACCUGCUCAAGCCUGAGUUCAUGCGGCGGCCAGACAAGUCCUUUGACCCCUUCACCGAAGUCAUCGUGGAUGGCAUUGUGGCCAAUGCCUUGCGAGUCAAGGUGAUCUCGGGGCAGUUCCUGUCUGACAGGAAAGUGGGCAUCUACGUAGAGGUGGAUAUGUUCGGCCUCCCUGUUGAUACUCGGCGCAGGUACCGCACACGAACCUCUCAGGGGAACUCGUUCAACCCUGUGUGGGAUGAAGAGCCCUUUGACUUCCCCAAGGUGGUGCUACCCACUCUGGCUUCAUUGCGCAUCGCAGCCUUUGAGGAGGGUGGCAAGUUCGUGGGGCACCGGAUCCUACCUGUCUCUGCCAUCCGGUCAGGGUACCACUACAUCUGCCUGCGGAAUGAGGCCAACCAGCCACUGUGCCUGCCAGCCCUUCUCAUCUACACUGAAGCCUCCGACUACAUCCCAGAUGACCACCAGGACUAUGCAGAGGCCCUGAUCAACCCUAUCAAGCAUGUCAGCCUGAUGGACCAGAGGGCCAAGCAGCUGGCUGCUCUCAUCGGGGAGAGUGAGGCUCAGGCUGGCCCGGAGACAUGCCAGGAGACCCCGUCUCAGCAGCUGGGGUCCCAGCUGACCCCAAACCCCACACCUAGCCCACUGGACACCUCCCCCCGCCGGCCUCCAGGCCCUGCCACCUCGCCUACCAGCCCCUCCCUGAGCAGCCCAGGUCAGCGGGAUGACCUCAUUGCCAGCAUCCUGUCAGAGGUGGCCCCAGCCCCGCUGGAUGAGCUCCGAAGCCACAAGGCUCUGGGGAAGCUCCGGAGCCGGCAGGAGCGAGACCUGCGGGAGCUGUAUAAGAAGCAUCAGCGGAAGGCGGUCGCCCUCACUCGCCGGCUGCUUGACGGCUUGGCCCAGGCCCGGGCUGAGGGCAGGUGCCGGCACCAGCCAGGUGUCCUAGGCGGAGAGAAUGAGAAGGAAGAGGAAGAGGUGAAGCGAUAUCAAGAGUUCCAGAAGAGGCAGGUGCAGAGUCUGCUAGAGCUCAAGGAGGCCCAGGCAGACAUAGAGGCCGAGCGGAGGUUGGAGCACCUGAGACAGGCUCAGCAACGGCUCAGGGAGAUUGUCCUGGAUGCUCACACAACUCAGGUCAAAAGGCUGAAGGAGAUUAAUGAGAGGGAGAAAAAGGAACUGCAGAAAAUCCUGGACAGGAAGCGCCACAACAGUAUCUCAGAGGCCAAGACAAGGGAGAAACACAAGAAGGAGGCGGAAUUGACGGAGAUAAAUCGUCGGCACAUCACUGAGUCGGUCAACUCCAUCCGUCGGCUGGAGGAGGCCCAGAAGCAGCGGCACGAGCGCCUUGUGUCUGGGCAGCAGCAGGUCCUACAGCAGCUGGCGGAGGAGGAGCCCAAGCUGCUGGCCCAGCUGGCCCAGGAGUGUCAGGAGCAGCGGGCGAGGCUGCCUCAGGAGAUCCGCCGGAGCCUGCUGGGCGAGAUGUCGGAGGGGCUGGGGGACGGGCGUGUGGUGGCCUGUGCCAGCAACGGUCAUGCUCCCAGGAGCAGUGGGCACCUGUCUGGGGCUGACUUGGAGAGCCAAGAGGAGAAUACGAAGCUCUGAACAGACUGAGCAAGAGGUGUCCACAGGGCCAGGAUGAGGAAAUUGAGGUCGAGAGGAGAAGUCACAGUGUGCCAGGCCACAGCUAAGUCAAGAUGUCCUGACGGAGGCAGGGCAGUCCUGGACCCUCUAUGGCAGAUUGUCUUCGGCCAGCCUGGAGAACUUGUUCCAUGCUUCCCCCUCCGGCCCGUGGGACAGCGUGGAGUGGCAGAGACCCCGCAGCGAGGGUGCGGCUGUGUUCUGCAAGCAGGGUCAGCCUGGCACUUCUUCAAGGCCUCUCCCAGCUUCCUGGCGCUUCCUGAGCUGACUGCCUCCCUCCUCCAGAGGAAGGCAGUCUCUUAUCUGGGCUUAUCUCCUGCCAGUUGAGUGUUUUCUCUUUGUUUUUGCUGCAGCCUCAGGCCAACAGAUGGGGUGGGGAAGCCAAAGAAACUGGGCUUCCAGAGUAGGGCCUUCUCAGGGCUUGGAACCUCUGCCCUGGGCCUUGCUCCUUCAGGGUCAGUACCACUGCCCUAGCCCUGCUUCUGUAGUCAGGCCUUGUCUCAUCCCCAAAUCUGCCUACUCUAUAUUCGGUGUUCAGGCCCCUCAGCAGCCACCUGAAUCUCAGCAUCUUCCUGAAUCUCUUCAACCUACUUACAGAAACACUACAUCAGAACCUGGGUCCUCAAAGACCAGGCUAAGCUCCAAAUCCUGGGUAUGACAUUCAAGCCCCUCUGAAGUCUGGCCUUUGCUGCUCCUUCAUCCUUCUGUGGGUCUGUUCUUUCCUCUGUUGAGAAUGACAGCCCCCGCCCCCAUCCGUCUCUUCAAGCCCCAGCUCUAAUUCACCAGAAGCCCUCUGCCUUUGGGAGCCACCCUCACCCCGAUUCUGAACCCUAGAGCACUCGGUUGGCGGUAACUAUUCAAUAGGCUGGCUCUCUUGCCAGGAAGCUUUGGAUGGCAGGGGGUGGGGUAAAUUAAUCUCUGUAUACCCGGUACAAAGGACUCGCUGGUCUACAGGGGGCGCCAAUAAAUCUGGAAUUGAGCUCGAGCCCUGCUCCCAGGCCCUGGUGAAGCUUCGGUUCCCUAGUCAUCGCUUUAUUCACAGCCCUGAGCCAGUCUUCUGCCACCCCCCUCCGUCCUAGGCGCCCCGCCAGUUCCCUGAGCAGCACUGGCCCCGGGCCGGCCACACAGUAGCUGCUCGAGAGGACUGGCCCAAAUAGGAACAAAUGACCCUCCCUGGGGGACGGCAGCACGACUUGGAGAACGCGGAAUUCCGGCAGCUGGCCGGCGGUUCCCAAUUACAUUAGAGAUAAAGACCUGGAGGUCCCUGGGGCUUUGGCCGCGCUCUGCUUCCCGGAGGCCAUGCAGCCCUGGCUCUGCC